Messenger RNA from Argiope bruennichi, 3281 nucleotides. RefSeq names its product integrator complex subunit 6 homolog. The transcript has 11 exons. The record is from RefSeq and is a predicted model, not a curated record. The coding region runs from base 26 to 2056 and encodes 676 amino acids. NCBI's taxonomy places the organism in Eukaryota, Metazoa, Arthropoda, Arachnida, Araneae, Araneidae.
UGUGUUUUCGUCUGCAAACACGAGCAUGGGUGAUUCUUCCGACGAUUUCCGGAGUACAGACAUUUGGAGGAGACCCCAGACAGAAGAGCUGGUAGACGUGCACGUGUACGUCGUACCUUCCGCUGAAUGGAUUGAGCAACGGAAACUCGCCAAAAGAGACAUUAUUGAUCAAGCAGUUUCGUCUGGUUUCGUCAGAGUUAUUCCUUCCACAACUUUAUUGGAGUUGAGAAGUGAAAUUAGAGAGCAACUGGGAACUGAAAAUGUCCCUGAUGCCUACGUCUUCCUGCGCAGUGUUGGAAGAAAUUUCACACAAGUCAAAUCGAAGCAAGAAUUAGAAUUGAAAGUCAAGAGUUUCCUCCCACCAUACGCAGAAGAACCAGAAAUCUAUGUGAAAGAAGGGGAGUACACAGCUGUCCGAAGUGCUUCAGUGGGUGUGUUGUCACGCACAACAAAACUGACCAGUUCAGCAAGUACACCGGUUACUAGUUCUUCGGAAUCCCAGACCGACAGCCUCGACGAUCCCGCCUUUUCGGGCAACUUAAAGAGGAGAGCUUUGAGCUUGGACAGGAGACAAAACAGGCCUCCUAUGACAUCUGUGAAGGCCGUCUCCUCGCAACAGGUGCCACAGAGCAGGUCCCAAAGGACCGGCCGACCCCCGACACCGAGGGUCAAGGAGAGAUUCUUCAUUAAAACAAACAAAUUCAGGUCCUCCUCCAUUGCUUCUAAAAUGAACGAAUCCAUACGGGAGAGUCCGACUGAGCAAGUGGAAGAAAUCAGGACCCCUAUCGAAAAUCUAAAAGUCGAAACAGAUUCCGAAAUGGUCCUGAACAGUCCACCCCCUCGACCCUCAAGCGAAACUUCCAAACUAAAUUCCAGUGACAUUAAAAUACCUGUUCCAACUCCGACACCAACACCUACACCACAAGAUCCAGGUAAGAACGACGCAGAAACCCCUGGUCCACAAAAUAAUAACGAAUCACAUUCCUUGACAGAUAAUAAAACUUCAGAGGAUGAAGAUACAUCAUCCUGUCCCAAUACUGAACCUACUCAGGCUGACAAGUCAGAUCUAGAAGAAAUCAAUCACCAAGAACCUGAACUUACCAUCAACAAUGAAUCUCCUGCAACAGAGGAAGACACCGUUCCAGAAAAGGAGGAUGAGAUCCAUGAAUCCCCAGAAGACAAAGAGACAGAGCCUUUACUAGAAGAUAGACUUCGAAAAGACAGCUCAGAGCUUAUGUUUGAUGACAGAAUGCAGUCCAAAAUGGGCGAUGAGGAUGUAAUCGUCGAUCCAAUCAAGCUGCUUCAAGGUGAAGGAGAUUCGAUGAAGAACGGGGAUGAAAACGGCAGGGACCAUUACGACGAAGGCUUCCACAGCGGAGAGUUGGUCGCUUCUGAGGAAGACAGCAACAGCAUCGACACUUUGGGGAGUUCGCGAGUGAAAGAUGUGGAGGAGCUUUCGAAGCCAGCUAUUCGUGCAGCCACACCGAUGCCAAGAAGCACCAGCUUCUACAAAGUGAAUUUAGAUCCAGAAAUUAGACAGCUGCAAUCUAAGUUCGAGGAACUGAGGGCCGAGCGGCGACUCAGAGAACUAAAGAGGGACGCCCUCAUGCAGAAGGUGAGGGAUCUGCAGAAAAGGAAAGCUACCUCAAAGGACAGAGCUCGCGAGGAGUGGAAAAGGAGAUACCAGGAUGUGAAGAAGGCAACUCCUCGACUGGAGGAUCACUGCAGCAAGCUGAGACAGGAGCUCGAGAAGCUCGUCAAGGACAUGCUGGUCAGCAUCAAGACGGAUCGAGAUUCACAACCGCAUAAGCCUUCCAAGAAGACAAGUUACAAAAUAAUGAUAAUGCGUCUUUUACAAGAAGUUGAAGAUUUGAGAAGACGGUUGCAGUCAGUAACCAUACGACUAAACGCAGAAACAAAACUCCGAGCACAGGCAGAAUUCGAAGUAAAAAAACUGAGACAAGAUCUCCUGCACAAAAAAACUCAAGUGACUCUCACCAGAAAACAAACGGCCUUUCCGCAAACUUCGGAACAAUUCUUUAUUAGUGCUGUGUGAUGGGAGUAGGCCAAGAGUUGAAGAUUGCGGCCAGAAUGGAGCAGACAUACCCAGGAUGUGAAGACUGCAAAAACAGCUUUGCAUCAUUUUUGCGAGAUAUUUGCUCAGAGCUUCCAGAAACAGGCAUAAAAAAGAUCAACUGGGGUAAAAGGACAAUUUUCAAGGACGUUGCCCAGGCAUUUGGACAAUGAACACAAACCAAGGGAUGUCUGUUUGGCAGAACAUAUAAAGGACAAAAGUUGUUUGUGCUAGAAGUUUUGUAUGACCAAUUGUUUUGAUUCUUCCUCUGAAAAACCAUGGAUCUUAAAACCAGCGAUAUCAACUUUUUCUCGCAAACAGAAAUACUGCGCUUAUGUAUAUAUAACAUUUUAUUAGUUUUAUUUCAACGCCAUGGCAUGGACAUUUCUUAUUGAAAUAUCGGUUAUUUAUACGGAACUGGAUUGUUACACAGUUCAGACUUGUGUAUAUUCAUUCAUUAUUUUAAGUUAUGCAUCUUGAAAAAUUAAAACACUUCAAAUAUCUGUUCAGGAAAAAAAAUUCUGAUCUCUUCAAUCAAUUGAUCAGUAUAUCAAUUAACUACAAUGUUUUAAACACAUAAAUGUACAUACAAUUUUUCCCCCUUUCUAUCAAUUUAUGAUAGUAUCGUUAUAUUUGCACAGCUAGCCUUUAAUAUGAGCAUAAUUAAUGAAAAUUGUGAUCUGAGAAUACCCAGAAUUACAGAUUCUACUUUCUCAAGUUCACAGUUUUUCUGGAUUUGUGAAGUGUACAUUGAAUUUUCCCUUUCAUUUUGCUUUAGAGCAAAUAUAUAGAGAUUAAUUACAUGAAGAAAUGGAAUAUUAGACGGAAUGUAAAUAUCUUUAAACAGUGAUGGUCGGAUUAUGGGUAGAUUAAAUUGAUAUAUAUUCUCAUUUAAACGAUACACAUGAAAUUUUAUGAUUAGGAAAUACUUUUCAAGGUCAUAUAAUUCAAUAUUUUAGGAAUAAUUUAUUGAAUAACUGGACAACCAAACAAAAUUCUUUGUAUUGUAAGCUUUACUUUAUCUUCAACACUUGAGAAUAUGCAGAUUUCAGGAUCUAAUCGAAUUAAUGAAUGAUGAUUUUGUGAAAAGCCAUUGUCUCCAGAACAAUCUAUUGUCGACCAAUUUGCUCUUCAAACUAUUGGAGGGAGGGUAAAAUGUGAAAUCUUAAAUUAUUAAAGGAUUUAACUCUUCAAAGAAAAAGGGAAA